AUGCAUCGCAGAGCCUCUGUACAGUUGAAGUACAUGGAUAAAGCGUUCCAAAAGGAUCCCAAUAACCCGGAUGUACUUGACUUCUACGGCGAGGUACUGUUAGAAUAUUCCAAUGAGGAUGUCGAGAAAGCGGUACAGUUGUUCAAACGGAGUGUCGAGCUAGCACCUGCUAUCAACGGGAGCAAGUAUUUCUACUUGGGUCAGUUGUCGGAGGGCAGUGACUCCUUGCAGUACUUCAUGAAGGCCGCCCAAAUUCUAGAGAACGAGCUUCAGGAUGCUGAGGUUGAAGGAGAGGAAGUCCGGAGCGUUGUCGAGGCUAGACUAAUAUCGGCAAUGUGUGCUAUUGGUGAGCUCUAUAUGACCGACAUGUGCGACGAAGCGGAUGCUGAGGAGAACUGCAAGAAAUACUUAGAGGGAGCCGUUUCACGCGCGCCUCAGUCAGUAGAGGCUCUCUCGGGUCUAGCCGUGUACUACAAGGUCAUACAGGACUUUGACAAGACCAAGGAGCUGUGCAAGCGAGCACUAGAAAUUAUACGAAGUGUUGGGGAAGAAGACCCGGAGUCGUUGCCUCCCAUGCCUAUCAGGCUGCAGUUAGCGAAAACUUUGACUGAUAUUGAUGCUUCGGAUGAAGCCAUUGAGGUGCUUCAUCAACUGCUCGACGAGGAUGAGAAUGAAGUUGAGGUGUGGUAUGUAUUAGCAUGUGCUCACAUGACCGCAGCAGCAGCAGCAGCAGCACUCAAGGGGGAUGCCGAGGCGACAGAUCGGACCGAGCCUCUUCGCAUCGCGUCGGAGUGUGUGAGUCACGCCCUGGAUUUGAUCAAAAGGCAGCCCGAGGACGCUCAGUGGUCGGAACCCCUACAGCAUCUAGGAGCGGAGCUCGAUAAACGGAAGCAGAAGCAUGGAAGUAGUGAUGAUGAUGUUCAAAUGAAUUGA
Messenger RNA from Perkinsus marinus ATCC 50983, 933 nucleotides. RefSeq lists its product as hypothetical. The coding region runs from base 1 to 933 and encodes 310 amino acids. Gene Ontology annotation, biological process: cell division. The record is from RefSeq and is a predicted model, not a curated record. Lineage: Eukaryota; Perkinsozoa; Perkinsida; Perkinsidae. Gene Ontology annotation, molecular function: protein binding. The transcript is spliced from 9 exons.